CCAAAGAAAACCAAAACGAAAGAGAACAAUGCGGAGGUUCUCUAAUUGUAGGAAGUUGUGCGAAAUUGCGGAUCUCUUACUUGUUUCUUAGAUAAUUGAUUUUUACCUCGAAAUUUACUUAUCUUAGUUCUUUUUCUGUUUCAGGUGUUCUUCGAUUUUGAGGGAGAUUUUUAAUAAAAUGAGGUAUUCCAUUUAUAGAUUUGGUUUUGCGACACUCUUCUAUGCUGUAUUGUUUUUAACUACACCAGAAGAAGUUUCGUCGAAUCAAAAAUCGAACGAAUUCGACGAAUUUGUUUAUUAUCAAGGGGUCCAAGGAAGACCAGGAAUUGAUUUUCCAGUAUUUGCUCGAAUUCCCAGAACAGGAUUUAGUUGUAAACAAGUUCCUUCAGGUUAUUACGCCGAUUUAGAAACAGAUUGUCAAGUGUUCCACAUUUGUAACGAAGGAAGCAAGAUUUCGUUUUUGUGCCCAAACGGCACGAUUUUCCAACAGUCCGAUUUAAUUUGCGAAUGGUGGUUUAAAGUAAAUUGCACGAAUUCGCCCAAUUUGUACGAGGAAAGCGCCGAACAAUUACUGGAGGAAUCGUGGAGGAGGAAAGAAAAUCGAAGACCCGGUUACCAAAAUCGUUUAGCUAACGAAGAAAAGGAAAAAAAGAAAAAUUUCGUUGCUACUAAUCAAAGCAAAAGGAAAAAUUUAGGGAAUUCUUUGAAUAAACAAGUCAAUUUAAACCCUUUUUCGGUUAAUAAUCAAAAUCGCGAAGCUAAAAUUGCAAGAAAAGAACAACAAAAUCAAAGUCAAAGUCGGGGGAAUCAAAAAUACAAGAGACCGAUCAAUUUGAAGGGGAAAAAUGAUUUGAAUUUGGAAGAUUCGAGCGAGGAGAGCCAGGUUUUGGCGGAAACCGCUUCUUUUUAUGAUAAUAAUAAUCAAAACGUUAUUCAUAGCACUGAUAAGAUUGCGUUGGGAAGGAAAGGUUUGAAUCAAAAUCAAAAUAAUCAAGCGAAUCAAGGCAAUGUUGGUCGUAAAAUAAAAAUUAAUAGGAAUCGUAAUCAAAAAUUGAAUGAAAAUAAUCAAAAUCAAAAUUUGAAUCAACAUUCGAGGUCGAAAUCGAGUCAAAAUUUGAAUCAAAAUCAAAAUUUGAAUAAGAAUUCUGAUCAAAAUCAAUUUUCUAGUUCUAAAUUCGAUCAAAAAUUGUUUUCGAAUCCUCUAAAUAACCGAAAUUUGUAUCAAAAUAACCAAGAUUUGGAUCAAAAUAAUCAAAAUGAACGAAACUUAAAUGAAAAUGGUCGAAAUUUGAACCAAAAUGAUCAAAGUGGUCGAAAUUUGAAUCAAAAUAAUCAAAAUGGCCGAAAUUUGUAUCAAAAUGGCCAAAAUUUUAACGAUAAUGAUCAAAAUGGACGAAAUUUGAAUGAAAAUGAUCAAAAAUUGAACCAAAAUGAUCAAAGUGGUCGAAAUUUGAAUCAAAAUAAUCAAAAUGGCCGAAAUUUGUAUAAAAAUGGCCAAAAUUUGAACCAUAAUGAUCAAAAUGGACGAAAUUUGAAUGAAAAUGAUCAAAAAUUAAACCAAAAUGAUCAAAGUGGUCGAAAUUUGAAUAAAAAUAAUCAAAAUGGCCGAAAUUUGUAUAAAAAUGGCCAUAAUUUGAACCAUAAUGAUCAAAAUGGACGAAAUUUGAAUGAAAAUGGUGGAAAUUUGAACCAAAAUGUUCAAAAUGGCAAAAAUUUGAACCAUAAUGAUAAAAAUGGACGAAAUUUGAAUGAAAAUGGUCGAAAUUUGAACCAAAAUGAUCAAAAUGGCCGAAGUUUGUAUCAAAAUGGCAAAAAUUUGAAUGAAAAUGGGCGAAAUUUGAACCAAAAUGAUCAAAUUGGUCAAAAUUUCAAUCAAAAUAAUCAAAAUGGCCAGAAUUUGAACAAAAAUGAUCAAAGCGGUCGAAAUUUGAACCAAAAUAAUCAAAAUGGCCGAAAUUUGAACGAAAAUGAUAAAAAUUUGAAUCAAAAUGAUCACAAUUUGAAAUCAAAUUUGAAUAAUCAAAACUUGAAUCAUAAUUUAAAUAAAGAUUUGCAUUUUAAUUCAGAAAUAGGUGAUGAUUUAAGUCAAAAUAACGAAAAAUCAAAAAUAAAUACUCAAAAUGAUCAUUUUAUUAAUCAAGAAAAUGAUCAAAAUCACCCACACUAUCCAAAUCAUAAAACAAGUCAAGAAUUAAAUGAUAAUCCAACUGUUACAUUUACAAGAAGUGAAACACAACAAUAUUCUGAUGAAUUUACAACCGAAUCAAAUCAAAAAUUAACUGGUUAUAAUCAAAAUAAUUUGAAUAAUGAGUUUAUAACAACAGAAUUUAAUCAAAAUAACCAAGAUGUCUCAACGAAUCAAAAUGAAAAUGGGUUUACAACAAAUAAACCUUUUGAAACGACGAUUAAUACUCAAACGGAUCAAAAUCAGAAUCAGUAUGAAGAUCAACGUAACGAAGAAAGUUUGACAACGAAGGAAUUUUAUCCGAAUCAUAAAGAAAUUUAUACUGAAGUUCGCGAACCUAAGUUUUUAUCAACGAAAGCUUACACAACCGGGCCUCAAACGAUUCCUCCUCAAACAGUUUCCACGAAUCGUAUUCCAUUGAACGAUGGAAAACCUUUCGUAGUGAGCACUCCAAAAUCAUCUUAUAACAUCAAAGAAUUCACAACGGAGAAUUUCUUUUAUUCGCCGACGAUUCCACCCUUUACAACGACGACGAAAAAUUUAAUUUUUAAUAAUCAAGAUGAAUCGAAUAAAGAAGAAAUAACCGUUUCAGAACCUUACAGUAACGUUGUAACAGAAAAUGUUAAUCAAAAUAAAAACAAUUUGAAGUUAGAAAAUAAAUUUGAUAACAAUGAAAAGAUUCACGUGGUGAAUUCGAUUCCUGUUAUAACCGAAAACGCAAAUAAAACCGAAUUCGUAAGAAUUUCAUCGUCACUCCCACAAAAAGAAAAACCCGAACGGAUCAAAAUUAACGUUUCAACGAAUUUACAAAAACCUGAAAAUCAAAAUCCUUCUUCGGAAUCUUCCCCCAUUAUUUACAGGCGAUAUUCAGCGGCGAUUUCGCAAGCUGAAAAUCCAAAUAACGCGUGUAUCGAUGAAAUCGUUAACAGGAAAGGGACAACGCGAGCUCCAAAAACGACGAAAUUAAUUAAUUUGGAAGAAAUAACGACAAAAACGUAUUCGGGGACGAAAAAACCCGACUUUGAAAUAGUCGUUGGAAGAAAACGAACGGAGCAAGACUCGAAGGUUUUUAAAAUUUCCAAAUAUCCCGAUAUCCAAAAGCCGAGGUCGUUUGAAAAAGCCACCGAAUCAUCGAUUUAUCGGGUUAAUGUUAAAAAUCAAGAAAUUGAGAGAGUCACGGAAAAUAAUUUUUCGCUAAAACCAACUGGGUUUUAUGUGACUAAAUCUUAUGAUGGUGAAGUAAUAACGCGAUUUGGAGCUGGGAAUACUUAUUUGCCUAAAUCAACCACUCCAAACUCUUCAAUUAAUUCGAAAAAAUCGAAAUCUUUAUUAAUAAAAUCAAAUGAUGAAGAAUUUGAUGCUUUAAAUGAUGAUUUUGAUAUCAUUCAAAAACCGAAACCGUUUGAGUUACCUCCUAAAUUAACUUCGAAUGUUUCAACGAAACCUAAUUUAAAUACAAUUGAUUCAUCUCCUAAUUAUGAAAUAUCAUCAGCCAGACCGUUUGAAACGACAAUAACCCCAACUCAACCCACAAUUUUCCCCUCAAGAACCCCAAAAGUUUACGAACACGUCACAAAUAUGUUAACGAGCAUCAAAGAUUUGAUUAAAACGGUGAAUAAAAAUGAAAGUGAUGAAUCCCGCGAAGGAUUAAUAGUCCCCCCUUCCGCUGGCCCACAAACUUUACAUUCAUUAGCCGUUUAUUUUGCAAACGCCCUCGAAGGUGUUGGUGAUCACGAAAAUUUUAGCCAAAACGAUGAUGAGAUUACAACAGAAAAUGAUGAAAAUAACAAAAAAGAUAUUGAGUUAUUAUCGAUUCCUACAUUGAAUAGGUACAAAGAUUUAUUUAAAGAGGAUGAAGAGACAACUCAAAGCGUAACUGAAGAUAACGAUCUCGAGGGGCAACACACAAAGAAUGGGGUUGUUACGCCGAGGGUGAGGCAGUUAGCUCAAGUUUUUACGAAAGCUUUAAGUUCUUAUUUAGACGAUCCAGAAAUGUUUAGGAAAUAUUUGCAAGACGUUCGCCCAACGGAACCAAUAAUCAAAGAAAAUUUAAGUCGUACAACUCAAAGAAGUAUCGAUAACACCGAAGAAGACGAAUUAUUAAAUUAUUCCGACGCCGAUAUAAAACCAGAACUCCCCAAAUUAUCAACAACAACCCCAUCGAUUAGCCCAACUUGGGGUUAUCUUUUAGCAAAGAAUAACACAAAUAAUUUCGAAUACAACUCAUUAAGCACUGAUGGCGAGAACUUACAAAGCGCGGAUAGCCAAAGUUUCGUAUCACAAUUUAAUAAUUAUAUUAAAGAAAAACAUUUUGCAACAACCCCUUUAAACAAAAAAGAAAAUUUAUUUAAAGAUAAAUUAUAUUCGAACCCCCUAGCCAUAAACGACGAUUUAGACGGUACAAAACCAACUUUAGAAUCAACCGAAAUUAAUUACGAAUUAAGAACGUUACCGAAAAUCGAAUUAAACUCGACUCAAGUUCACGGGAUUUUAAUUGAUUUUAUGAAUACAACCACAAAGAAUGAAAAUUCGCGUUUAAUUCGGAUUUUAUCGAAAUUAAAUACGACCCAAGAUGAGUUUUUGAAUAAAAUGCGCGAAAUCGAACAAAAUCCGCUCACGAGGAGAUUAAUUUUAUUGUUAAUUAGUGAAUGUGCUGGAAAUGUUACUGAUAAUCAUAAUGAUAAUUUGGAAAAUGAUGGUUACGUUUCUUCUAGUGAAAAUAAAUCAAAAAUUGAUUAUUCAUCGAAAUUGGAUUUGUUUGAUUCUUCUCGCGUGGCGGAAAAUGAUAAGCAUGUUAGCAAAAAUUCGGCGAUACCGAAAUUUGUUGAUCAAACUUUGAAAGAUGAAGAUGAAGAUACUCGAGCUUUGGAGUUGUUGAAUUCUUUGUAUACUAUUGCUUCAAGAUAUGGAAAAUGAUUUAUUGGAAUUAAAAUUUGAUUAUGUGUAGGAAAAAUAAUAUUUAUAUUUAAAAAAAAACUUGUUUUUCUAAUUUUAUUUGUUAAUUAAUUAAUGUAUCUUCUUCAAUUAAUUUUUAAUCUAACAAUUUUGGUGAUAUUAGAGCAUCUUUACGUUUUUUGGCAUUUCUUAUCGUUAGUUCUUGUUUUAAUACUUGGAUAUUUUCCAUUCAAUUCCUAUGCAAUCGUUCGAUGUAUUUAGUUUUUAUAAAAUGAAUAAGGUGUGUGUGUGAAUGAUAUUAAUCGUUUUUUUUUUUAAAUUUUGAGUGAAUAAUUUAUAUUUUGAAUUAAAAUAUUAAAUUAAUAAU
Molecule: messenger RNA, 5447 nt
Organism: Onthophagus taurus
Lineage: Eukaryota; Metazoa; Arthropoda; Insecta; Coleoptera; Scarabaeidae
Source: RefSeq, a predicted model, not a curated record